GCAGCAAACGUCACAGGGAUGACUGUUCUGAGAUCAGCGGUCUCGAGGCUCCGCGCUCUCGCGAUGCGGGUGCGCGAGGUUUACGCGCGCGCUGCACGCUGGGAAGCCCUUUCUCUACGAGGCCAUCUUGGUGAGAUCAGGAGGUUGGCCAGAUCGGACUAAUCAGGAAAAAUGGUGGCUGCGAAGAAGGCGAAAAAGUCCCUGGAGUCCAUCAACUCCAGACUGCAGCUGGUGAUCAAGAGCGGUAAAUAUGUUCUCGGAUACAAGCAGUCUCAGAAAAUGAUCCGCCAAGGAAAAGCCAAGCUGGUGAUCCUGGCCAACAACUGUCCCGCUCUGAGGAAAUCUGAGAUUGAGUACUACGCUAUGUUGGCCAAAACCGGAGUCCAUCAUUACAGUGGAAACAACAUUGAGCUCGGCACAGCCUGUGGCAAAUACUACAGGGUGUGCACACUGGCCAUCAUUGACCCUGGCGAUUCUGACAUCAUCAGAAGCAUGCCAGACCAGCAGCAGCCGGGGGAGAAGUAGAGCCAUUUCCAGCAGAUCUUAUCAGAAAUAAAAUUGGUUGAAAAGGUC
Messenger RNA from Cyprinus carpio (common carp), 573 nucleotides. Its product is annotated as large ribosomal subunit protein eL30-like. NCBI's taxonomy places the organism in Eukaryota, Metazoa, Chordata, Actinopteri, Cypriniformes, Cyprinidae. Gene Ontology annotation, cellular component: cytosolic large ribosomal subunit. Gene Ontology annotation, molecular function: structural constituent of ribosome; RNA binding. The record is from RefSeq and is a predicted model, not a curated record.